UGAUGGGGAUGUCAAAGAGUUGCUUGAUUGUAGGGGCAGCUUCCUAUAUACUGCAGUGGGGAACGCUGGAGCAUUGACCGGUGGAGAGGAGGCGCUGCCUGCAAAGGUGUCAGGCUCAGAAAGAAAAUAUACUCAUACGCUUUGAACACACUGUCCAUGAUCAGAAUGGUUGAUUUCCUAGCAGAAAAUAAUCACUGUGGGCAGGCAAUUCUGCGGAUCGUCUCCCGUGGAAAUGCAAUUAUUGCCGAACUUUUGAGACUUUCAGAAUUUGUACCUGCUGUAUUCAGGCUAAAAGACAAAGCCGAUCAACAGAAGUAUGGAGAAAUUAUAUUUGAUUUUAGUUAUUUCAAGGGACCAGAGACUUGUGAGGGGAGAUUAGAAGCUAAACCAGAGCUUCAGGAUCUGGAUGAAGAAUUCCGUGAAAACAAUAUUGAAAUACUGACCAGAUUCUAUUUGGCUUUUGAAAGUGUGCACAAGUAUAUUGUUGAUUUAAACAGGUAUCUGGAAGAUCUUAAUGAAGGAAUUUAUAUUCAACAAACAUUAGAAACUGUGCUUCUUAAUGAAGAUGGGAAACAGCUUUUGUGUGAAGCUUUGUACCUGUACGGUGUCAUGUUGCUGGUCAUAGAUGAAAAGAUUGAAGGGGAGGUGCGCGAGAGAAUGCUGGUGUCAUAUUACCGCUACAGUGCAGCUAGAUCUUCUGCCGACUCCAACAUGGAUGAUAUCUGCAAGCUGUUGCGGAGCACUGGAUAUUCAAGCCAUCCCGGGGCCAAAAGACCUCCCAACUACCCUGAGAGUUAUUUCUGCCGAGUACCAAUCAAUGAAGCUUUCAUCAGUAUGGUGAUUGGGAGACUGCGGUCAGAUGACAUCUAUAACCAGGUAUCUGCAUAUCCUUUACCGGAGCACCGCAGCACUGCCCUAGCCACGCAAGCUGCCAUGCUGUACGUUAUCUUAUACUUCCAUCCUACAACGCUCCACACCCACCAGGCGAAGAUGAGAGAAAUAGUGGAUAAAUAUUUUCCUGAUAACUGGGUUAUCAGCAUUUACAUGGGAAUAACUGUCAAUCUGAUGGAAGCAUGGGACCCGUAUAAAGCUGCCAAGACUGCACUAAACUACACGCUAGAUCUUCCAAACAUUAAGGAGCAGGCAAGUAGGUAUGCAGCCAUGACUGAGCGCCUGCACCCGCAAGUUCAGCAGUUCCUUAAGGAGGGCUUCCUCAGCGAGGAGUUUGUGCUAGAUAAUAUCCCAAAGUUGCUGAACUGUCUGCGAGACUGCAACGUCAGCAUCCGAUGGCUAAUGCUCCACACCGCAGAUUCUGCUUAUGACCCAAACAACAAACGACUUCGCCAGGUGAAAGAGCAGAUUCUCACGGACUCUAAGUACAACUCGAAGAUCUUGUUCCAGCUACUACUAGACACAGCACAGUUUGAGUUCAUUCUUAAGGAGAUGUUCAAGCAGAUGUUGUCUGAAAAGCAAACAAAGUGGGAGAACUAUAAGAAGGAGGGGUCGGAACGGAUGACGGAACUUGCUGAUGUCUUCUCGGGGGUUAAACCUCUCACCAGGGUUGAGAAAAAUGAAAACCUGCAAGCCUGGUUCAGGGAGAUCUCCAAACAAAUCGAGUCCUUAAAUUAUGACGAUUCUACUGCAGCAGGAAGAAAAACUGUCCAGCUCAUUCAGGCUCUUGAAGAGGUUCAGGAGUUUCAUCAGCUGGAAAACAACCUUCAGGUUUGUCAGUUUCUUGCUGACACUCGCAAGUUUCUUCAUCAGAUGAUUCGGACCAUAAACAUCAAAGAGGAAGUUCUGAUCACCAUGCAGAUUGUGGGUGACCUGUCGUAUGCUUGGCAGCUGAUUGACAGUUUUACAUCUAUUAUGCAGGAGAGUAUAAGAGCCAGUCCCUUCAUGGUAACUAAGCUGAGAGCUACGUUCUUAAAGCUGGCAUCUGCCCUUGACUUGCCCUUGCUACGUAUCAAUCAAGCAAACAGCCCUGACUUACUCAGUGUAUCGCAGUAUUACUCAGGAGAGUUGGUUUCUUAUGUCAGGAAGGUUCUGCAGAUUAUCCCAGAGAGCAUGUUUACUUCCUUAGCUAAGAUUAUCAAGCUGCAGACACACAACAUUAUGGAAGUACCAACUCGCCUGGACAAAGAUAAACUUAGGGAUUAUGCGCAACUGGUAGCUAGAUAUGAGGUGGCCAAGCUGACGCACGCCAUUUCAAUUUUUACUGAAGGAAUUUUGAUGAUGAAGACCACACUAGUUGGCAUAAUCAAGGUAGAUCCAAAACAGCUAUUGGAAGAUGGUAUAAGGAAGGAGCUUGUUAAGAGAGUUGCUCUGGCACUUCACAAGGGACUUAUCUUCAACCCAAGAGCAAGGCCUAGUGAAUUGCUGCCAAAGUUAAAGGAAAUGGCAGCUACAAUGGAUGGAUUCCACCGCUCAUUUGAGUACAUUCAGGAUUAUGUUAGUAUCUAUGGAUUGAAAAUAUGGCAGGAGGAGGUGUCUCGUAUUGUCAACUAUAACGUGGAGCAGGAGUGCAACAACUUCCUUAGAUCCAAGAUUCAGGAUUGGCAGAGUAUGUACCAGUCCACUCAUAUUCCUAUCCCUAAGUUCCCUCCAGUCGAUGAAUCGGUCACAUUUAUUGGGCGACUGUGUCGAGAAAUUCUGAGAAUAACUGAUCCUAAAGUGACGUGUUAUGUGGACCAAAUGAACACGUGGUACGACAUGAGAACUCACCAGGAGGUCACCAAUAGCCACCUGUUCUCUGAGAUCCAGGAUUCACUUGGGACUUUUGGCUUGAACGGUCUGGACAGGUUACUCUGCUUCAUGAUUGUAAAGGAACUGCAGGCAUCUGACAAAAAACAUGAAGCGUCAAGAAAAUACACACAGUGUAUCUUUUUUAAUCUGUCUUUAAUAGUUGAAGUAGCCAGUGAUAUACACGAAGGAAGCACUUCUAUUGACACCCCCCAAGCAUUUGUUUUGCAAGGGCAGAGCAACAAUGAGCUGCUCCUAGGAAGUGCAUAG
Messenger RNA from Bombina bombina (fire-bellied toad), 3009 nucleotides. RefSeq names its product WASH complex subunit 5-like. Gene Ontology annotation, biological process: regulation of actin nucleation; actin filament polymerization; endosome fission. The record is from RefSeq and is a predicted model, not a curated record. Gene Ontology annotation, cellular component: WASH complex; endosome. NCBI's taxonomy places the organism in Eukaryota, Metazoa, Chordata, Amphibia, Anura, Bombinatoridae. The transcript is spliced from 23 exons. Bases 157 to 3009 code for a protein of 950 amino acids.